GAAGAAGGAAACGUCUGCUCACAGUGUGGGAAGAGCUUCAGGUUUCUGAGUCAUCUCAAAAUACACCAGCGCAUUCACACUGGAGAGAAACUGUAUCAGUGCUCACAGUGUGGGAAGAGCUUCAGGACCCGGGGUGCUCUCAAAAUACACCAGCGAAUUCACGCUGGAGAGAAACCGUAUCAGUGCUCACAGUGUGGGAAGAGUUUUAAUACACAGAGUAAUCUGAAAAAUCACCAGCGCAUUCACACUGGAGAGAAACCGUAUCAGUGCUCACAGUGUAGGAAGAGUUUUAAUACACAGAGUUAUCUCAAAAUACACCAGCGCAUUCACACUGGAGAGAAACCGUAUCAGUGCUCACAGUGUGGAAAGAGUUUUAUUACACAGAGUAAUCUCCAAACACACCAGCGCAUUCACACUGGAGAGAAACCGUAUCAGUGCUCACAGUGUGGAAAGAGUUUUAAUGGACAGGGUCAUCUGAAAAGACACCAGCGCCGCAUUCACACAGGAGAGAAGCCAUAUCACUGUUCAGAGUGUGGGAAGAAUUUUAUUAAGCAGAGUCAUCUCCAACAACACCAGCGUAUUCACACAGGAGAGAAGCCAUAUCACUGCUCAGAGUGUGAAAAGAGUUUUACUAUGCAGGGUAAUCUCAAACAACACCAGCGCAUUCACACAGGAGAGAAGCCAUAUCACUGUUCAGAGUGUGGGAAGAAUUUUAUUAAGCAGAGUCAUCUCCAACAACACCAGCGUAUUCACACAGGAGAGAAGCCAUAUCACUGCUCAGAGUGUGGGAUGAGUUUUACUACGCAGGGUAAUCUCAAACAACACCAGCGCAUUCACACAGGAGAGAAGCCAUAUCACUGCUCAGAGUGUGGGAUGAGUUUUACUACGCAGGGUAAUCUCAAACAACACCAGCGCAUUCACACAGAAGAAAAGCCAUAUCACUGCUUAGAGUGUGGAAGCAGUUUCUCUUAUCAGAAUACGCUUCAAAAACACCAGCGCAUUCACACAGAAGAGAAGCCAUAUCACUGCUCAGUGUGUGGAAAAAGUUUUACUCAACAGGGUCACCUUCAAAAUCACCAGCGUGUUCACACAGGAGAGAAACCGUAUCACUGCUCAGAGUGUGGAAACAGUUUUGCUGAACUUAGUACCCUUCUAAAACACCAGCGUAUUCACACAGGAGAGAAACCGUAUAACUGCACUGAGUGUGGAAAGAGUUUUACUCAAAGUAGUGCCCUUAAAGUACACCAGCGUAUUCACACAGGAGAGAAACCCUAUCACUGCUCAGAGUGUGGAAACAGUUUUGCUGAACAUGGUACCCUUCAAAAACACCAGCGUAUUCACACAGGAGAGAAACCGUAUCACUGCUCAGAGUGUAAAAAGUCUUUUGCUAAUAAAAGUAAUCUUAAACGACAUCAACAAACUCACAUAGGAAAGUAA
Molecule: messenger RNA, 1437 nt
Organism: Trichomycterus rosablanca
Lineage: Eukaryota; Metazoa; Chordata; Actinopteri; Siluriformes; Trichomycteridae
Product: zinc finger protein 420-like
Exons: 2
Biological process (GO): regulation of transcription by RNA polymerase II
Cellular component (GO): nucleus
Molecular function (GO): DNA-binding transcription factor activity, RNA polymerase II-specific; RNA polymerase II cis-regulatory region sequence-specific DNA binding
Source: RefSeq, a predicted model, not a curated record